Anoplophora glabripennis (Asian longhorned beetle) is the source of this 1117-nucleotide messenger RNA. Its product is annotated as parafibromin-like. Bases 25 to 744 code for a protein of 239 amino acids. NCBI's taxonomy places the organism in Eukaryota, Metazoa, Arthropoda, Insecta, Coleoptera, Cerambycidae. The record is from RefSeq and is a predicted model, not a curated record. Gene Ontology annotation, biological process: positive regulation of transcription elongation by RNA polymerase II; transcription elongation by RNA polymerase II. Gene Ontology annotation, cellular component: Cdc73/Paf1 complex. Gene Ontology annotation, molecular function: RNA polymerase II complex binding. The transcript is spliced from 5 exons.
CAAAAUGCCAGAACGUAAACAAAAAUGGUAGAUCCGUUGAGUUUACUCCGUAAAUACAAUGUCAAUAAAAAAGAAAUUAUCAAACGAGAUGGACAGAUUAUAAUUGGUGAAUUUUCGUGGCCCAAAAAUGUUAAGACUAACUACAUUAUUUGGGGUUCUGGCAAAGAUGAAACCCCAAAAGAAUAUUAUACGCUGGAAUGUUUGCUUUUUAUAUUAAAAAACGUAUCUCUCGUUCAUCCGGUGUAUGUGAGACGGGCGCAUGCGGAGAAUAUACCAGUAGUGAGAAGGCCGGAUCGUAAAGAGUUGCUAGCAUAUUUAAAUGGAGAAAUAACAAGUUGCCCUUCUAUCAAUAAGAGUGCACCUUUUGAAAUACCUACACAGGUCAAAAAAUCUGCUGAUUACGAUGGACCUGAAAGUAUGGCUAAGAAGCCUCGCUUUGAGGAUACACAUGUGCAGAUGUGUGAGAAACUGGCUGUGAGGUUAGAUGCACCUAAAGAAGCUUCCGUAACAGUAGAUAAUGUUAAGACGCUCUCAGAAGUUAUGUCUGCUGAAAAAAUUGCUGCUAUUAAAGCAAAACGUUUAGCCACAAAGCGAACCACUAUUAAGGGAAACAAUGAUAUUGGGCAAGAGUAUGAUUUUAGAGCUAUGUUAGACUUGGAUUCUGACAUUGCAAAGAAUAUUAUAAGUUGUGAGAGGCAAUGGGGAACGAGUACAAGAAUUUUACAGUCAACGGAUAAUUACUAAAUAUUCAGGAGAAAUAUGUCUAAAUAGUGGCAGACUAGAGCUGAUUUAACUAUUUCAACAUGUGAUUGUUAUAAGUUUCAUUAAUUAACUAAAUAUGUGCAGAAUACUACGUCUAAUAAAAAUCUUGAUAACACUGAAAAGUCUUAUAGCUGUUUUAGAUGGAGACUAGAUAAGAAGCUCGAACUCAUAUGGGAAAAUUGACAAAAUUUGUCCAAGAAAUGGCAGAAGUUGGGGUGGCGCUAGUGUUCCAUAUGUCCCAAAUGAAUGUAGCAAAAUAAAUACGAGUGAACAGCAUCAACUGCAAGAGCAUCCACUACACCAACAACAACAUAUGCAGCUGCUACAACAAGAGCAAAAGUUACAACAACAACAA